GGCGCUGCAGCGGGAGCUGGGCCGGCGGGCGUGGUUCGAGAGCGCGCAGAGUCCAGACGGGCGGCAGGGCCCGAGGGGCCGACCCUCAGCGUCCCUGGUCUUUCCAGCCCUCACUCGGAACCGCACAUGGCGAGGACACCGACAAGCAAGUCUUCGCCCGUAAGCGGUGGCUCACGCCUAUAGUCCAGGGAUGCCGAGGAGGGAGGAUCGCUUGAGUCCAGGAGUUGGAGGCUGCAGUGAGCCGUGAUCGCGCCACUGCACUCCAGCCUGGGCGACAGAGUGAGACCCUAUCUCUAAACAAAAGAAAGAACGUCUUCAAGCAUGGAGCCAUGAAGCUGGAUUUGGCUUUCUGUCGCUCUCUCUACAGGGUACAGGUGAAAGGGGGCAGACCCCUCAUCAUGCUUUCCAGGCAUCUGCCACUUCCCAGGAAUUGUCUCCCUGGAUAAACAAGCCGAAGUCUUUGGCUGUGCAGAAGCAGUAGCUGUGUGGUGGCACAGUCAGGAAAACUCGGGGGCCCUGUUGACAGUGACAAGGCCCUCCCCUCCCUUGGGCUGGACCCCUCUCUACAGCUAGGAGCCAAUGGCAGAACACAGAACCAAACCCAGUGAGUUGGACCAAGGGAAGUAUGAUGCUGAUGACAACGUGAAGAUCAUCUGCCUGGGAGAUAGCGCAGUGGGCAAAUCCAAACUCAUGGAGAGAUUUCUCAUGGAUGGCUUGUAUCCUUCAAGGUUUGAAUCAGCCACAGCAGCUGUCCACGUACGCCCUGACCCUGUACAAGCACACAGCCACGGUAGAUGGCAAGACCAUCCUUGUGGACUUUUGGGACACGGCAGGCCAGGAGCGGUUCCAGAGCAUGCAUGCGUCUUACUACCACAAGGCCCACGCCUGCAUCAUGACCCUCUUCUGAAGGCCUGGGGUGUCUCUUCUGCCACCAUGCCUGUGUCUGCAGGUUCCUGCCACCAGCCCCAGUCUGCUGCACGGGGCCUGGUGUUUGAUGUACAGAGGAAAGUCACCUAUAAGAACCUGAGCGCCUGGUAUACAGAGCUUCGGGAGUUCAGACCAGAGAUCCCAUGCCUCGUGGUGGCCAAUAAAAUUGACGCAGACAUAAACGUGACCCAAAAAAGCUUCAAUUUUGCCAAGAAGUUCUCCCUGCCCCUGUAUUUCGUCUCAGCUGCUGAUGGUACCAAUGUUGUGAAGCUCUUCAAUGAUGCAAUUCGAUUAGCUGUGUCUUACAAACAGAACUCCCAGGACUUCAUGGAUGAGAUUCUUCAGGAGCUCGAGAACUUCAACUUGGAGCAGGAAGAGGAGGAUGUGCCAGACCAGGAGCAGAGCAGCAGCAUCGAGACCCCAUCAGAGGAGGUGGCCUCUCCCCACAGCUGAGGGGCUGGGGCUAGGGGUGGGUGGAGCCCUUUUAAAAUACCCUUCCCUUCAACAACUCUCCAGCUCUGAAUGGAGAAACUCUCUAGGCCAUCCCCUCUUCUGCCUCCUGCAACCCACCCAUCCUAUUAGCCUCCCACAUUCAAGGCCCUUGAUACAGGGAUAAGGUCAGCACCAGCAAACUCUGGACUGGUGGAAAAAGUCCCCACCAGAUCUCCUUGAAGCAGAAUUAGGGAUCAGCAUCAUUAACACCUUCCCCACCCCCUCCCCCGAGGCAGACAGUGAAGAGAAUCAGAAAACAUGAUUAUAUGUCACUUUAAUAAAGGAAAUUUAGGUGUUUUUGCUUUUUUUGUUUUUGUUUUUGUUUUCUUUCCAAAGCUCACCUCGGGGACAAUUCCUUGUGCUUCUGCUGAGGUAAUGAUUGCCCCCCACCCACAGCUGAAUCUGUGAGGCCCCAUCCUUUCCCUACGUUGUCUCCCAUCUUUUUUCCUCUUCAGUCUCCCAAUCAUCUGGUUUGUUUGUUUCUUUGUUUGUUUUGAGACAGUCUCGCUCUGUCGCCAGGCUGGAGUGCAGUGGCGCAGUCUCGGCUCGCUGCAACCUCUGACUCCCUGGUUCAAAGGAUUCUCCUGCCUCAGCCUCCCGAGUGGCUGGCAUCACCAUGCCCAGCUAAUUUUUGUAUUUUUAGUAGAGACGGGGUUUCACCAUGUUGCCCAGGAUGGUCUCAAUCUCCUCACCUCAUGAUCCGCCCGCCUCGGCCUCCCAAACUGCUGGGAUUACAGGCAUGAGCCACUGCGCCCGGCCCCAGUCAUCUGUUUUUAAACAAGAGUUUUUGAGCAGAUAGCUAUUCAUUCCAGAUUUCUGUGUACCCACUCUGCUUCAGGAGCUCUUCUGGGUAAAGCUGAGAUCACAGGAACAGCAGGUGACAGGCCUAGCUAUAGUUAGGAAUACACAAGCGGUAAAAUCCAGAGUCCUUGCAGCCACACCACAAGGUACAUCCAUUUGGACUACAAGAAGAGCUUCCUUUAAAGUUCCUAUUUCAGCAUAAAGAGGCUGUCCUUUUUUUUUUGAGGAAUAGUUUGGACCUUGUGCCUCCUGUGGGAGGCUGAGGACUGCAAGAGGAGAGCUAGCAGAUAUGCCUGUUCACCCCUCUCUGGUACUUGUGGCUUGCUAGUGUGUUUUUAUGAUAAUCUUGGGCAUUGUUUGCAUUGUGUUUAUUAAUAGGGUUUUGUUUUUAUUGUUUCCUUUUUUACAGUAAAGGCUGAAUUACAUAAA
Molecule: messenger RNA, 2649 nt
Organism: Pongo pygmaeus (Bornean orangutan)
Lineage: Eukaryota; Metazoa; Chordata; Mammalia; Primates; Hominidae
Gene: RABL2B
Product: RAB, member of RAS oncogene family like 2B
Exons: 11
Coding region: 580-1380 (266 amino acids)
Molecular function (GO): GTP binding; GTPase activity
Source: RefSeq, a predicted model, not a curated record